AUGGCCAAUUUUUUUGCGAAAUCUUCAAUUUUCUUAGCAUUGUUAAUUUUCACCUUGCUUGUCCACCUCGCACAUUUAUCUGAGUCUUAUAUCGAAAGUGAUCGCAAAAAGAUACUAAUUGCUAAAGGCUGGUGUAAGUAUGAUCGUGAAACAACUGUUUCCAUUGUGAAUCACUUGGCAACAAAUGAGUCACUAACCAUACAUUGCCAAUCAAAGAACGAUGAUCUUGGUAUUCAUAUCCUAAGUUAUGGACAAGUAUAUAGUUUUAAGUUUAGGCCUAAUAUUUGGGGAACUACUCUUUAUUUUUGUGGAUUUACAUGGAGUGGUGGCUCCAAAGUUUGUGAUGUUUACAAGUAUAGAAGAGAUAGGUUGAGGUGUUGUGGAGAUGUUCGUUGGGAAGUUCAACGCAAGGGCAUAUCUAGUCCUAGUACCUUUGGUAAAGGUCACGAGGUUUUUUAUCCUUGGGAUUGA
This is a messenger RNA of Chenopodium quinoa (quinoa), 471 nucleotides long. Its product is annotated as S-protein homolog 5-like. The transcript has a single exon. The record is from RefSeq and is a predicted model, not a curated record. Lineage: Eukaryota; Viridiplantae; Streptophyta; Magnoliopsida; Caryophyllales; Amaranthaceae. The coding region runs from base 1 to 471 and encodes 156 amino acids.